CCUGCACGGCCAAAUCGUACUCCAGAUAUCCACCGACGAUGAGUCCCUUAAUGUCCAAGGCGUACUCCCUUUGCCAUUUCCGCCCGGGGUUCAAUUUGGUAGUUCGUUUGUUUUCAGUAUCUAUUUAUCACAACACACGAUUGGCCGAGGUAGGCAGACUUGAAUUACCCAAGGCUCAGGGUAAAUACGAAACGGGUCAACUAUUCCUUCAUCGCGUAUUUGGCUACCGCGGUGUUAUACUGUUUCCGUGGCUGGCCAGAGUGUACGACCGUGACUUGCCGAAUCAGUCCAAAGGCAAUCAGCUAGAAAGCGUCGCCUCCGAAUCGACCGAUAGCGGUACUGCCGGUGGUAAUGCGAUCAAAGAGGUACAGAAGAAAACGCACACGUUCUACCAGGUGCUGAUCGAUCAGCGAGACUGUCCGUAUAUACGUGCACAAACAGAAGCGGUGACGUUUCUGGGAAACCAAGAAUCGAGUCGCAGUUUGUACGCUAUUCCCGGUCUUGAUUACGUUGCUCAUGAGGACAUACUACCGUACAGUUCCGGUGAACAGCAUCCGUUACAGCAUGAGUUGUUCGACAAAUUCCUAACACACCAGCCGGACAAAGAUCCCCCGUUCGUGGCGCAGGAAACCCUACGCGCAUGGCAAAAGAAAAACCAUCCAUGGCUGGAGCUAUCCGAUGUGCACAAGGAAACGACUGAAGGCAUUCGCGUAACGGUCAUUCCGUUUUACAUGGGCUGCAGAGAAACUCCGGCGGCUUCAGUCUACUGGUGGCGCUACUGUAUUCGAUUAGAAAAUCUUGGCGAGCUAAGCGUACAGUUGAGGGAGAGACACUGGAGAAUAUUUUCACUGUCGGGAACACUGGAAACAGUUCGCGGACGAGGUGUGGUCGGUCAGGAACCCAUUCUCAGCCCUCGGCUACCUGCGUUCCAGUACAGCUCACACGUCAGUUUACAAGCGCCCAGCGGUCACAUGUGGGGAACGUUCCGUAUGGAGCGCGAAGAUGGCCACAUGUUCGAUUGCCGUAUUCCACCGUUUUCGCUCGAAAGCAAACCGGAUGAUAAUAGCGGAACUGGCAGUAUUGACGACACGAACACUAAUCUUGGUGCGUCUUCGAAGCAACCGUCUUCCGGUGGAGGAACGAGCGAUGAAACGGUACCCUCAUCCACUUCGACCAAUAAGACGACAUCCACGAAACCAAAUACUAAAAAUAACAAAAACGAUGGAGAUGACAAUGUUUGAUCCAAC
Anopheles maculipalpis is the source of this 1247-nucleotide messenger RNA. RefSeq names its product polymerase delta-interacting protein 2 (gene POLDIP2). The record is from RefSeq and is a predicted model, not a curated record. The transcript has 3 exons. NCBI's taxonomy places the organism in Eukaryota, Metazoa, Arthropoda, Insecta, Diptera, Culicidae. Gene Ontology annotation, biological process: error-free translesion synthesis. The coding region runs from base 39 to 1241 and encodes 400 amino acids. Gene Ontology annotation, cellular component: nucleus; mitochondrial nucleoid. Gene Ontology annotation, molecular function: DNA binding.